UCUUUUUCCUUUUCCUCUCUCUCUCUCUCUCUCUAGUAUACAUCGACAUGGACGAGGACGAUCAGCCGUUGACGCUGCACUUCCGGCUGCCCGGUGGCCUCCAGUCCAGAAUGUGGGAAAUGAGAAUCGUCCAAUUGGACUUCGAGCAGCGCGCCCCUACCGGCUGCCUCCAGUACUUCGAAGGCAACAAUGGCACGUUGAAAUCUCUAAACUUUCUCUCGAAUGGAAGAUUUCUGGCCAACCAAGACUACUUACUCUGCAUCCGCCAAGAAAGAGGAAUGUGCGGAAUCUCUUACGCGCCCUGUUCACCCGACUCGUUCAGAAUAGGCCCUUCCAGGAUGCAAUCGGCGAAUUACACCUCGAACUCGAACGCGUCUGUCGCCGACCAGGCUCAUACAACGAAUCUCACCACGAGGAAUAAUAGCACCGAUACCGUGGGAUCUAUGAACGCCACCGAUAUCGAGGGAUCCGGAUCAAACUCUAUGGACGAUCUUCUGACCUCGAUGAACACGAGCAAUCCGAUGGAGCAAGAAGCAGAUCCGUCGGGAGGGAGCAGCAUUUACGGGCAAGAACGAUGCCGUGACAGGGUGCUCAUUCCCUGUGACUUCGAGGAAUUUAUCACGCCUGGCAACAACGAGGCGGGUAUUUGCAACCUUGAACACUGCGGCAAUUCACUGUGCGAUCGAAACGAGGUGGACGAAGAAGGCAACUGCCGCGUGGAGACUUGGGCAACGCCCUUUCGCAUCAGGGUGGCCUUUGGUCCUGGGGAGGAUACCGGGACCACGCUCGAGGACAAUAUUGGCAUGUGUCUCGUGUACGAGCAAUUAUCCUGCAUGGCUUGAAGGUACCGUGCCCUUCCAAGUGUGAUAAAUAAAUAGGAUGAAACGUGAAACGUUUCACCGGUUAUCCAAAGAUCAAUCGCGAUACGGUAUUCGAGGUGGACGAUGUAUUUUCGUGUUUGCCACGCUCGGAAAUGAUACGAAUGAAUGUAGUAAUUUUAAAAUAUAUGAGAGUUUAAACUUUUAUAGACUGUUUAUUGUUAUGAGGUGAAUUUAGAUGUAGAAAUAAAUAUAUAAAAUGGUUAUAUAGUUAUUUGAUUCAUUAUGUACACUAUGGCGUUUCAAUGAAUAAUCAAUCAAUGAUGAAAUUAACGAAACGUAAGAUCAAUAUAUUAUUGGUUAUUAGAAAAUAUAACAAUGAAAUAUUUAUUUGUUUUUGUUUGUGUUUAAAAGUUUAUUUUUGUGUCGAUUGUUUUUUAAAUAUACUCAAAAUUUUCACAUCGUUUUUUUCUUUUUUAAUCAAGAAGAUAUCCUAUCAAAAUUCUAAAAAAACAAAAUAUUAAAAAGUACAGUCUUUUUUGGCCGUAAAGACAAAAUUUAGUUCAACAAAAUUCCAACUACGCACAUUUUUUCUCAAUUUCAUACACGUAUAAGUAUUAAAUGUAUGUAUAGAAAAAACAAAAAAAAAAAGAUUAAAAGUAAAAAUUAAAGUUGUCCUUGUUGAACAAAUAUCAAGAAUAUUAAAAAAUUCUUUCUCUUCAUUGAACGUUCACUAUCAACUGUUAUUUUGAUCUUACGAAAUUAUUAUUUCAUUAGAUAAAUGAAACGAAACUUGUAUAGCGAAUAAGAACAAAAUCUAGUGAUCCCUAGAAUUCUGACUUCUAGGGAUACCGUGCUAAGCAUAGGGAGAAACACACAAAAUUGAAUUCAUCCCGAGACGACCGAUGUCAAAGAGUUAAAUAGUCUUUAUUUACAAACGAACUAGCUUAAAUCGCAAACGCAGCGCACAACUCUCGAUACAAUAAUAGAUAUAUAUAAUUUCGCUUUUUUUUUUUCUUUCCUUCAUUUCCAUUUUCGCCUCUGUUCUCUCUCGAUCACGCGUCACGAUCGUCGGCCACGACACGCCGCAGUUCAAGCCAAAAAUACACGAGUAAAUUUCGCAUCAUCUCACUCUCUCCAUCCCAUUUUAAACAUAUUAUUGGUUCCAUCGUUUUUUUUUUCAUCCCCAACGAUCUCUCUUCGAACUGACGCGGAAGAAGCCGACGAUGAUCACGGGGAAUCGCAGCGAUAACGAUAAUGAUGUUACAAGAAUAAAUUAUAAUGCUUAUUAAAUACAAUAAUGAAGGUGACGUCACGCCGGAAUUUUCGAAAGGAACGCCAUGAAUGCUCCUGACCAUAACACGGCGCGACGUUACGAGCUCCUCAUCAUCAUCAUCUCAUUUCUCUCUCGAUGAUUAUUACUUAAACUUCGUUCCAAUUUGUUCUUCAUCAUCUUCGUCUUCGUUCUUUUCUGGUUUUUCUUCUUUUUUUUUUUUUUCUCCCUUUCCUUUCAUCCAUUAAGUGUAUAACCGUAAUGAUAAGUAAUAAUUUAGGGAUGGAACACUCGAAAUUUUGAAAUUUUUCGAUGUUAAUUUUUCGAAACUGUCGAAACCUAGAUGAAGGAUAAUUUUUUUCAUGAAAAAAAUUUUUUUCCUAUUCGAUUCAACAUUACAUGACUAACUUGGUUGCACGAAGUUGAUAAUUUUUUUAUGGCAAAAAAGUGGACACUGUUAUUGAAAGAAAUCAAAGUUUCCAAUUAAGUUCUUUCCUUUAGUUCUCGAUAACGAAAAUAUAUAUCGAAAAUACACACUCCUUAGGCAAAAGAAAAGGAGUAAAAAGCAAUUUAUUCUAGAGUUUCGAGAGUUUCCAGACCUCGUCAAAUUUCAGAAUCUUGAAUUUCGAAUCUAAAAAUCAGGUUACGACCCAUCUCUAUUAAUAAUAAUAAUAACAAGAGAUAUAGCAAUAAUCGUGAUUGAAACGUCGACGAUUACCUCUCCCUGAGUAAUGAUUAUCCAGGUAGGCGGAGGCCGUCGACGCGUGUAUGAUGGCGCGUGUGUUUAAGAAAAAGUCGUACCUCUAUCUACGAAAGUCAAAAGGAACCGAUAAAACGUAGUGUGUGUGUGUGUGUGUGUGUAAAAGGGCGAUGGUGGUCAACGAACGUGGCGUGUACGUGUGUAGGUUAUGUGCAUUGUGUGUAUGCAAUGCGUGUAUUCGGCUCUCGCGUGUAUUCGUACGAUUCAGAUAUGUGUGUAUGUGCGCGUGUGUUAUGCUUCUUUGUACAGAGUCCUUACGAAUACGGCGCAUGUUCCCUCCCUCGUACCUGAUACCGUACUGCGAUAACUCGUGCUAACUUUCUCUCCUCCUUUUUCUUUUUCCUCCUCCCUCUCUCUCUAUCCUUAUCUUCCUUCCCC
Apis florea (little honeybee) is the source of this 3229-nucleotide messenger RNA. RefSeq lists its product as uncharacterized. Lineage: Eukaryota; Metazoa; Arthropoda; Insecta; Hymenoptera; Apidae. The record is from RefSeq and is a predicted model, not a curated record.